AUGUUCCAUGGAUUGCCAAGUGAAGACCCCAUUGACCACCUUGAUGAGUUUGAUAGGCUUUGUGAUUUGACAAAGAUCAAUGGUGUCUCUGAAGAUGCCAUCAAGCUGAGACUCUUUCCUAUGUCUCUAGCUGACAAAGCUCACCAAUGGGAGAAGAGCUUGCCCCAUGGCACAAUCACCACUUGGGAUGAAUGCAAGAAGGCCUUUCUUGCUAAGUUUUUCUCCACCGGUCGCACAGCCAAGCUUAGAGGAGAGAUAUCCAGCUUCAUCCAGCGAAACAAUGAGACAUUCGCAGAGGCUUGGGAGAGGUUCAAAGGGUACACAAGUCAGUGCCCACACCAUGGAUUCAACAAUGAAUCACUACUCUCCACUCUUUAUAGAGGAUGCUUGCCUAGGUAUAGGGAGAUGCUAGACACAGCUAGCAAUGGGAACUUCCUCAACCAGGAUGUAGAUGAUGGCUGGCAACUUGUGGAGAACAUAGCUAACUCAAAUGGAAGCUAUGGAGAAGAGUAUGAUCGCACCAACCGGAGCUCGACCCACCACUCGAUCGAGUCAGACGAAAAGUUGAGAAAAGAUGUUAAGGCAUUGAAUGAGAAGUUGGAUAAGCUGAUCCUAGCUCAGUCCACAAUGAAGAAAGUCAACUUUGUGUCUGCUGAGGAGAUGGAACCAGUCCAAGAAGGGGAGGAUACACAAUUUGCUGAGGUAUGCUACAUGAGCAAUGGGCAAGGAGGUUACAACAAAGGAUACUAUAACUACAAGUCCAACCCUGCCAUGUCAUACCGCAACACUGAUGUUGCUAACCCUCAGGACCAAGUAUAUCCUCAACAACAAGCAGCUCGAUCGAGUCAGGCUUCCCCCACCAACCGCCCCAGCCUGCACCUUCACAAGAGAAUGAGCUCAAAGGCAAUGCUAAAGCAACUACUUCAAGGGCAAGCUGAUGGGGUAGUGGACACAAGCAAGAAGCUAGCUGAAAUAAACUCUAAGAUCGAGAACCUCAACACAAGGGUUUACUCUCUGGAGAAUCAUGCUUCUUCUGUUGCUGCUGCUACAAAGCAAGGACAACUACCUGGUAAAGCUAUUCAGAACCCCAAGGAACAGUGCAAGGUCAUCUUCACUCAAGAAGGACUUGUUGAAGAAGAGGAUCAAGAAAGGGUCAUUGAAGAUUUUUGUUUACUGCUGAAUGAUGAAGAGAUUGUUGCUGCUGAGGCUCCUGGAGUCCAGAUUGAUCAACCAGAAGUGCAUGCACCUACUGUGGCCAUUCACACUUCACCAGUUGAGCUCGCACGACAAGCUCGAUCGGCAGCUCGAUCGAGUCCAACUCUAGCUCGAUCGAGUCCGACCUCUUCUGUCCGACAGCCUUUUUGCUUGAUCCUUACCAACCGGUUGCCGCUUCCUCGUCUCGCCUACUUAGUCAAGGUCACAAGGAAGUGA
Microthlaspi erraticum is the source of this 1431-nucleotide messenger RNA. The record is from the annotation of a GenBank genome assembly. Lineage: Eukaryota; Viridiplantae; Streptophyta; Magnoliopsida; Brassicales; Brassicaceae.